UAAAUUAAACAUUAAGAAAGUGGUGAAAAAGACGACUUUCUUGGUGUUAAUGAUGGCCUGAUCUCUACAAACACACAGACUGGUUGGAUGAAGCCGAUAGGGGCCACGUUUCAAUCUGUUUGGCUUCACAGUUCUCUGCCUAAAAGUAAUUGUUUAUAGUUUAAUCUGGGAUUUUACACCCAGUGGAAUUCCAAAGGGGGAUUAGGGAGUGAGAAGUUCCCAAAUUUGCCUCAACAGACGGUUGUGGAUGGCAGUGAGCUGCUUUUUUCCCAAACAAUAACUCAACCGCUCCGAAGAAAAAAAUAUGAAUUGGUGCCAGCAGUAAUAAUGACAACAGUAAAAAUCCAAGUGCCUUCAAAUUCAGAACGGGUCAACCCCCUAAUUUGCCUCUCAGUGGUUUGGUCCCCCUGCCUAAAGUCCCCAAACCCCCACACAUGUUUGGCCCUGGGAAUGAGAGUCUUUGUGUGGAAGUCUUUGGAAGUGCCACAGGAGCGCUCAGCCUGCAGUUAGUCAUGCCAUCUGUGUCUGCGACCUCCUGCUUGGAAGACGGUCAAUCCGCCUGUCCACCUGCUGCUGACCUGACCCAUGGAGAGACCUGCUCUGGCAGAGGCAGUGCUGCUGGAACGCUCCACAGCGGUCGUGACGAGGAAAGCCUCAAACCGCACGGGGAUGCUGGAGAAAACGGCACCGGCGAGCAGAGGAACGCGGGGUUGAAAUGGAUCCGUCCGGAUUUGCCCAGCAGGUGCACCUGGAGACCCGGCGCUCCCGUUUCCGAGUCACCUCACAGCCACCCAGAGCGCCCCAAACCGGCCAGCAUCCUCCCCAGCGUCUUGGACCACAUCGGACACACGCCUCUGAUCCGCCUGAACAAAAUUCCAAAGGAAUUUGGGCUCAAGUGUGAAGUCUUGGUCAAGUGUGAGUUCUUCAGUGCAGGAGGCAGCAUCAAGGACAGGAUCGCUCUGCGGAUGGUGGAGGACGCCGAGAGAGCCGGGAUCCUCCAACCGGGAGACACAAUCAUCGAGCCCACUUCUGGAAACACAGGUAUCGGCCUCGCUCUCAUCGCAGCUGUCAAAGGCUACAAAUGCAUUAUUGUUAUGCCAGAGAAGAUGAGCAUGGAGAAGGAGGCUGUUCUGAAGAGUCUCGGGGCAGACAUUGUGCGCACGCCCACGUCUGCAGCUUUUGACUCUCCCGAGUCUCAUAUCUGCACCGCCUGGCGCCUGAAGAAUGAAAUCCCUAAUUCACACAUUCUGGACCAGUAUCGUAACGCCAGCAACCCCCUGGCUCACUACGACACCACAGCGGAGGAGAUACUAGAGCAGUGCGAUGGUAAAUUGGAGAUGCUGGUGGCUGGAGCGGGAACAGGUGGGACGCUCACUGGAGUUUCCCGAAAGCUGAAGGAGAAAUGCCCCGAUGUCAAGAUAGUGGGUGUGGACCCUGAGGGUUCGGUUCUUAUUCACUCAGAGGGGACCGACGACCACACGACCUUUGAGGUGGAGGGCAUUGGGUACGACUUUGUCCCCACCGUGUUGGACAGAUCUCUCGUGGACAUGUGGUACAAAUCCAACGACGCCGAGACGUUCACCAUGUCACGCAAACUGAUCAGGGAGGAAGGCCUUCUGUGUGGCGGUAGUUCUGGCUCAGCGAUGGCGGCAGCGGUGAAGAUGGCCGGCGAUCUUAAAGAGGGACAGCGCUGUGUGGUCAUCUUGGCAGAUUCGGUCCGCAACUACAUAUCAAAGUUCCUGAGUGAUCAGUGGAUGGUCGAGAGGGGCUUCCUCAGCCUGGAGGGCCAGAUGAACAAGAAAGUGUGGUGGUGGAGCCACACCGUCCAGAGUCUGCAGGUGCCCGCCCCCCUCACCGUCGCACCGUCCCUGUCCUGCCAGAAAGCCGUCCAGAUCCUGAGAGCAAAGACGUUCGACCAGGCUCCUGUUGUCGAUGAGACUGGAGCCAUUUUGGGCAUGGUGACCCUGGGAACCAUCCUGUCCUCUGUGCACGAUGGAAAGGUGGAACUCUCGGACGCGGUCGGCGCUGUGCUCUGCAAGGACUUUCAACAGGUUCACCUGACGGACACUUUGGAGAAGCUCUCCUUUUUCCUGAAAGCACACAACUUUGUCCUGGUGGUUCGUGAUCACAUCCAGUAUGAUUCGGACGGCUCGGCUCACCUCAGGCACUCCGUGUUUGGAGUUGUGACCCCGAUCGACCUCCUCCACUACAUCACCUCACACGCCGAUCAGGAGCGCGAAGAGCCCCAGUGUUCCCUAUGAAACAAAUGAUCAUCAUCGUUUGGGAUUUUUCCCUAAAGCAACACAUGAUCUACUUCUGCUUAUUUUAGGACAAUAUCACAAGUCUCUUUUAGCAAACUAUAAAUAUCUUUUCAGAAAAUCUGCUUUAAAGUGUAAAAUCCUUCAUGAUCCCAAACUCAAAAAAAAGACAGAUAAAAAAAAACCUGAUGGUGUUUUAAGUUUUAGGUUGAUUUUUUUUAAAAUAAAAAAAUGACAAAGUUGUAUUUUAACAUUACAUUUACCCCAAACAGUCUAAUUCUGUCGUUUGUUCAUGUUUCUUUAAUAAUUAGUUGGUUAUUUUAACAGCUUAAUGAAGAUGUAGGUUAUGUGGAUGAAAAUAGACACUUUUCUGGCCCAGAUUUCAGUCUCUCUUGAGGCUUUGUGUCUUAGUUUGAGUGUGUUUUAGUUUGUAGAGGUUGUUGUCUGAAAAAAUAAACCGAUCUCAUUUUACUGUCAA
Molecule: messenger RNA, 2736 nt
Organism: Oryzias latipes (Japanese medaka)
Lineage: Eukaryota; Metazoa; Chordata; Actinopteri; Beloniformes; Adrianichthyidae
Product: cystathionine beta-synthase
Cellular component (GO): cytoplasm
Molecular function (GO): cystathionine beta-synthase activity
Source: RefSeq, a predicted model, not a curated record